Suillus subalutaceus is the source of this 273-nucleotide messenger RNA. RefSeq lists its product as uncharacterized. The annotation marks the transcript as partial. The transcript has a single exon. NCBI's taxonomy places the organism in Eukaryota, Fungi, Basidiomycota, Agaricomycetes, Boletales, Suillaceae. The record is from RefSeq and is a predicted model, not a curated record.
AAUCUCUUAGUUGACACAUUUGAAACACUCGGCAAAAUUCAUGCAAACCUUCAACGUCACAGCGCCGUAAGAGCUGCGGAGGCUGGGAAGUCCACCCGCCGUCGACAUGCUCACAUGCGCACUCGUGAAGAGAUUGUCGAGACUGCUCAGGAUCUUGAAGCAUCCUUCGCAUGGGCACCUCCGCUCUCGACUGAGCCUCGCGAUGCAGAUGACCUUCUCGCUAGUCUAGAGAGUAUCUCGCCUGACGACAUUGCCGCUGAAUUUGCAGCUCUC